GCGUUCCUGGUAGACGCUGCCCCUCACCACCAGCCAUGACGGUGACCCGCGGGGUUCGGGACAUCGACUGGGCGCGGUUCGGUCUUCAUGACGGCUCUGAGGGAACCGCGGGAGGCCCCGACUCGGGCUCCCACCCGGACGUCCCGGGGCUGGCGGUCUCGGCCACAGCCGCCGGUCCCGACGGAGCCGAGCUCUUCCACGAGGACCUCAGCGCCAAGAGCAAGCCCUGGUGGUCGACCAACUUCUUCGUGUCCGAACCAGUGCUGUUCGGCACCUGGGACGGCGUGUUCACCACCUGCAUGAUCCACCUGUUUGGUGUCAUCGUCUUCCUCAGGUCCGGAUGGAUUGUGGGCAACGCCGGCGUGGAGCAGGCGGUGCUCAUGGUGCUGGUCACGGUGUCCGUUUGCAGCCUGGCCGUGCUGGCGGGCAUCGGCGUCUGCGAACGCUGCCACCUGGACAGCGGCGGCAUCCACGUGCUCCUCUCCCACAUCCUCGGGGCGCGCGUGGGCGGGGCCGCCUCGCUCAUCUACUGCUUCGGACAGGCGGUCAGCAGCGCUCUUCACGUGAUGGGCUUUGCCGAGUCCAUGGGGCAGCUGCUCAAGUUCCACGAAGACCCCUGGAUGCAGAGGGGCAUCGCCACGGCACUGGUCGUCCUUCUGCUCGGCAUCAACGUGGCCGGAGUCAAGUGGGUGGUUCGGCUGCAGUUCGCGCUGCUGAUCAUCUUGCUCAUGGCAGCGCUAGACUUCGCCGUAGGAACCUUCAUCCGCUACGAUGCAGAGCACGGGGUGACCGGCUACUCCGCGUCCACGUUUCGGAACAACAGCGCUCCGCGCUACGAAGACCACCAGAACUGGUUCACCGUUUUCGGCGUCUUCUUUCCGGCCAUGACGGGCGUGUUCGCGGGCAUCAACAUGAGCGACGACCUGAGGAACCCCGUCCAGGACGUGCCCGUGGGCACCAUGGCUGCCGUCGGCACUUGUCUGUUCCUGUACCUCGUCUUCGUACUUGGUCUGGCCAGCACCUGCCAACGCUGGGCGCUCACCACCGACUACCUCAUCGCUGAGAAGGCUUCCGCCAUCGGAGUGAUGGUGCUGUCGGGGCUGUACAUCUCCUCCAUGUCGGCCUGCUUGGGGGCGCUGUACCUGACGCCUCGUAUCGUGCAGAGCAUGGCCAACGACGGCAUUCUGCCUUUCAGCAGGCAGCUGAGCCUCGGAAAAGGCCCCAACCGCGUGCCGGUGGUCGCCCUGGUGCUGUUCGCCCUGGUCACCUUCCUGUUCAUCCUGGUGGGUCAGGUGAACACGCUGGCGCCCAUCGUGACCAUCCCGUUCCUGCUGACAUACGCGUGCGUAGAGUACGCCUACUUCUCUAUGGCCAUGACGUACGACAUGCAGCGGAGGCGGAACGAGCGCUUCAGGCAGCAGGCCUGCCUCAUCCGGGCACAAGCGGCCGACACGCACAAAUCUCCGACGGCGUCAAGCUACGGCGCCCUCGCAGACGCAAAGGGACCGGCGGGUGACCUGGACCAGUUGUUUCCAGAGCGCGUGCACGACCAGACUGGGGUGUCUGCCCGGGACCACAGCACCGUGAGCAGCACGGAGUCGCCCGUCACCUCUCCGGACGAGCACAGCUCGAUUCGAAGUGCCGAGAGCAGGGAAUCAAACCCUUCCAAGGGCACAGACUCGGGUGCCACCGACCGAAGCUACCUCCUCGGAAAAGGCCGUGGUCCCUGGCCAGAGAUCUCAAAAAAGUCCGACGCCUGGUACUCCAAGUUGUGCAACCGUUGGAUUGCACUAUUAGGGAUCUUUGCAAAGCUAACCAUCAUGUUCCUUGUGCAAUGGGGCUAUGCACUGGCUGCCAUUUUCAUGCUGGCCUUCCUGUGGUUCUGCAUUGGACGAACCAAGCCAGGUUCAUUCCCAGGUGUGACCGAAUUCAAGCUCCUACCCUGGCUACGAAGCUUACUGCUCCGAUGCAUAGGCAAGAAGCCGGCAGACUAUGAACAAAUGGUGGUGGCACCCAUGCACCCCGGCGUCGAGACGCAGGCGGCUCAGCUCAAUGAAGAAAACCUCGACUAUGCGUCCAGGCAGCGCUACCACCAGUCCACCACGUUGGGUGCAUCCUCCCACUUCCAGCAGUACCUGGAUGACAGUGAAUGAAGAAGCCCUAGUCUCUAGUCUAGCCUCUGCAAAGGCUGGCAGAAAGCUAGACCAGAAGAUGCCAGCACUGCUACUUAAGCACUGCUCGAAAUCCAGACAACUCAAGGUUUGCAAAGGACCAAGACGGGAUCUGACAGAGGAGGACGUCAGCUUUCGGGCCGUCUCCUGCCGGGUAUACGAACGCUCCCCUUUGAAAUCAGCCCAUGCCUCAAAUGCCAUUUUUGACCCCCCUCUGCCUCAAGACGUCCCAUAUUUUCUUAAAUGUUUCAAACGUUCAGAGACCAGCAUUUUUACGUCUGUACCUGUAAAAAACAUUAUGUGGCACCACCCGUGGCGUUUUUCAGGAGUAUAGUAACGCUGUUUGUAAAGUGGUAGCACCCUGUCGGCGUGCCGCUGCUGUUUCGCCAUUCCACGGGACAAUCGAAGAUCCAUACCCACUCCGAAGCGUGUGUGCCAUCAAAAGUAAUGCUCCCAAUAUUGUAAUCGUCGCAGUGCAAGCGCGAGGUACUCGAGGAACAGCCCCCCCAACAACGAGCACCACGAUCAAGCGCUGUGUUCAGGCCUGUGCCAAUCGAAGGUCGUGUCGAAGUAUGAUCUCAAACAAAACUGAACAUUGUUAUUGCUUUUCCUGUACAAAAAGCCCACAAGCUUGCCAGGUGUCAAAGUGUCUGUGGACGAAGCUUGACUUAAUUUGCGUCGUCGUAAACCUGUCCAGACACACAAACUUGUUCCAGUCUUUGCUUUGUGCGAGCCUGGCUCUCUACUGGAGGACAGAUUGUUUCAGUGUAAUAAAAUUGUUUGUGUUGACA
Ixodes scapularis (black-legged tick) is the source of this 2962-nucleotide messenger RNA. RefSeq names its product solute carrier family 12 member 8. Lineage: Eukaryota; Metazoa; Arthropoda; Arachnida; Ixodida; Ixodidae. The transcript is spliced from 14 exons. The coding region runs from base 36 to 2153 and encodes 705 amino acids. Gene Ontology annotation, biological process: potassium ion import across plasma membrane; cell volume homeostasis; chloride transmembrane transport. Gene Ontology annotation, cellular component: membrane. The record is from RefSeq and is a predicted model, not a curated record. Gene Ontology annotation, molecular function: potassium:chloride symporter activity.